GGCCCGAGGGACCCAAGGGAGAGCCCGGCAUGAGGGGACCCCCGGGGCCACCGGGACCACCCGGACCCCCAGGACAGGUUUGGGGUCCCAGUGUCCCAGGGAUUGGGUGUCCCUGUAUCCCAGGGAUUGGGUGUCCUGGUAUCCCAGGGAUUGGGGGUCCUGGUGUCCCAGGGAUUGGGGGUCCCCAUAUCCCAGGAAUUGGGUGUCCUGGUAUCCCAGGGACUGGGGG
This is a messenger RNA of Manacus vitellinus (golden-collared manakin), 229 nucleotides long. Its product is annotated as collagen alpha-1(X) chain-like. The record is from RefSeq and is a predicted model, not a curated record. NCBI's taxonomy places the organism in Eukaryota, Metazoa, Chordata, Aves, Passeriformes, Pipridae. The annotation marks the transcript as partial. The transcript has 2 exons.